AACACGAGGGUAGAAGGAGCGUUUUCAUUCUGCUGUUUAGCGUUGAGGACCAACUUAAAAUCAUGGUGGGUGAGGGUUGCGUGGACCAAUAGCCCCCAAUAGUCAUUCAGACCUGUCACUGUGGAUGUUUCUGGGGAUUGGAAUGAUCGUGGCGGUCAUCAAGCAGGGGAAACAGAAAACAAAAAAGUUUGCAGCCAUGAAGCGAAUGAUUAGUCUGAAGGAUCAAAGAAUAAAAGAUAAAGACCGUGCUAAAGCAAAAGAAAAAAAGAAGAAAGACCCGUCAGCACUUAAGGAAAGAGAAGUCCCCAAGUACCCAUCAUGCCUGUUCUUCCAAUACAACACUCAGCUUGGCCCACCGUACCACAUUCUGGUCGAUACAAAUUUCAUCAACUUCUCCAUUAAGGCCAAGCUGGAUAUUGUUCAGUCUAUGAUGGAUUGCCUGUACGCCAAAUGUAUCCCUUAUAUAACAGACUGCGUGAUGGCUGAGAUUGAGAAACUUGGAAUGAAAUACAGGGUUGCUCUCAGGAUAGCGAAAGAUCCCCGCUUUGAGCGCCUGCCGUGCACACACCAGGGAACCUACGCUGAUGAUUGCUUAGUCCAACGUGUGACACAGCAUAAGUGUUACAUUUUGGCAACAGUGGACAGAGAUCUGAAGAGAAGAGUUAGGAAGAUUCCGGGAGUGCCAAUCAUGUACAUCUCCAAUCACAGGUAUAAUAUUGAACGGAUGCCAGAUGACUAUGGUGCUCCAAGGUUUUGAUGUGUCCAACAUUAAGCUGAACCUGUUAAUAUGAGGAUGGCUUCUGGAGAUGACUUCUUUGUGUAUUUAAAUUGAUAUAACUUGAUCUGGAUUUCAAAUCCAAUUUCAGUUUUCAACUUUCCUUUUGGUUUGUUUUCAUGACUUUUUUCCAUUUUUUUUCUCUGUGAACAAAUAAAGUUUUGAAGUGCUCUCUGCAGUUAUUGCAACAAAAUAAAAUACCAUUUAUUAUUAUUAUUAUUCUUUUUUUCUUCCUGAUAGUUUCGUGUGUGUGUAUUGUAUACACACAUUCUCAUAUUAUUUGUAAAAGGCACAUUAAAAAAAGAAUUAAUAAAGAAACAAAAAAACUUC
Oryzias latipes (Japanese medaka) is the source of this 1105-nucleotide messenger RNA. RefSeq names its product FCF1 rRNA-processing protein (gene fcf1). Gene Ontology annotation, cellular component: small-subunit processome. The record is from RefSeq and is a predicted model, not a curated record. Lineage: Eukaryota; Metazoa; Chordata; Actinopteri; Beloniformes; Adrianichthyidae.